Molecule: messenger RNA, 237 nt
Organism: Lizanozyma spartinae
Lineage: Eukaryota; Fungi; Ascomycota; Pichiomycetes; Serinales; Debaryomycetaceae
Gene: ATP19
Product: F1F0 ATP synthase subunit k
Exons: 2
Coding region: 1-237 (78 amino acids)
Biological process (GO): proton motive force-driven ATP synthesis
Source: RefSeq, a predicted model, not a curated record
AUGAGUUCCGAGCCGGGCAAUUACAUAUACAUCAUGGGUUCUGCAUACUUGAUCGCCGGUAAGGAAAUCCCUGCCCACUACUUGUCAUUGGCUACUUUGGGAGCUGUUGUUUUCUUCACUGUUCCUAAGCCAUGGGGCCCAAAGAAGGCUCUGCACCCAUCAAUCAAUGCUUCUUCCCCUGAAGAAGAAAAGUUUGUUACCGAAUGGUUGGCCAAGAACGGUCUUGAAAAGCACUAG